GGGGAUGAAUAACUAUCAGGAGCUAUGUCUCCACCUGCAUGUUCUUGGCGUGUAUACACCAAAAUGGCUUGGGGAUGAAGAAGUCCAACGUGUACGCGAGGAAACGAACUCUGAAACCUUUCGUGGGUGGCGGAAUGUUACAUCGGCUGUCUGUAUACUUCUUGUUGUCCCCAGGAAUCGAAUCGCUCAUGUCAUUACUGAACUGGAUAAAGCAGGCACCCCAGUCUUAUGUUGUAACAUCCGGGGAACUCAAACAUCUAACAUGUUCUCGUCCAUCCACGCUGUUUUUGGGACACUACGCAUUUUUGGGUCCAAGCAGGACAAGAGAGCAGUGAUUUUGCCAGACAGUGCUGGACGUUCCGGAUCUUCACCUCUCAUUAUCUCAUUCUGGGCACCAUCACCGCCUCUUAUGAUCGAGCCUAGCAACACUUACAUUCAUUUGGCGGUUCGUUCUAGCCCCGUUACCGCUCAGGUCCUUACUCCUAAGCUGGGCAUGGACCUUUCUAUAUUCAAUGCAAACCUUUUGGAUGAGCAACGUGUACAUGUACUCGCUGAACGUCCCAAUCUUGAUGGCGAGUUAAAGAAGAUCGUUGCCGCGGCGCCGCCAAAGGUUGACAUGGGUCGUACGUCAAUUGCAACAUCGAGACUGAGGUGUUCCGACGUCAUAGUAUCAAUGGAUAGCACUUGUCGCAGGAUAAUAAGGCUAACUUCUCGGAUGACAAUUCACUCUUCCAGGACAGAACCCUCGUUUGACGUCGGGUUGAAAGUGGAGCAAGUUACAUUGAAUUCUGUGCGGUUGUGCGUGAAACAUACGAAGAAAGUAGUUGUUUUUCCUCUCCCCGUAGAUGCUAGCAGAGGAACGUGUCGUAUGGUAGGAUCGGGCCAUGCAUUGACACUUGAGGUUUCCGUACCUCCAUUUCUUGCCGACUCGGGCAACCAGACUAAGUAUCGAUCAGGGCUGAUACCUUUUCUUUGUGUUUCCACUAUGCUGCUGGGAGCUAUUGCUCUGAUUCUAUAUUGUCUCUACCGCGGCGCUCGGUUGAUGCUUGCAGUCUUGAGGUGGUUCAAUGUUCUGUAA
This is a messenger RNA of Serpula lacrymans var. lacrymans S7.9, 1078 nucleotides long. RefSeq lists its product as uncharacterized. The record is from RefSeq and is a predicted model, not a curated record. Lineage: Eukaryota; Fungi; Basidiomycota; Agaricomycetes; Boletales; Serpulaceae. The transcript is spliced from 2 exons. Bases 5 to 1078 code for a protein of 357 amino acids.